UCCACUACGGCGACCCAUUAACGCCACCGACUCCGACUCCGACGACCAAAUCCCCCACUUCCUUUCCUCUUCUGCUUGCAAACCCCGCACGUUUCCGCAACCGCGUCCGCGAUCCCGCGGGACCCAACUGCCACCGCCGCUGCGGCGUCGUGUUUGCGUGAGCCGUGACUGGAUCGGCGGCGAACAACAUGGCGGAGCCGUCUCUCCUCGCCCCGGGCGGUCCCUUCGCGGACCUCUCUUUCCCUGAGUUCCAGACGCCCGUCGUCGACGACACCUUCACCUUCGAAGACUUCGAUCUAGAGGAUCUCGACCUUGACGUCGACUUCGACCUCGAUCUCUUCGCCUCGGAUGGGCAACUCUCCCAGCCGCCGCCGCUUGCGACGUCAUCGUCCUCGGCUCGGUCUCCGGACGGGGGAUCAACAUCUUCCGCCGGCUGCGGGGACGGCGGGCUGAGGAACGAGUCCUCGGAGUCGUCUUUGAGGAGCGCGAGCGGUAAGGAUGACGAGGCGAAGCGGCGCGCGCGGCUGGUGCGCAACCGUGAGAGCGCGCACCUGUCGCGGCAGAGGAAGAAGCAGUACGUGGAGGAGCUGGAGGGGAAGGUGAAGGCCAUGCAGGCCACCAUCGCCGACCUCUCCGCCAGGAUCUCCUGCGUCACCGCCGAGAACGCCGCGCUCAAGCAGCAGCUGAGUGGCGCCGCCGGAGGAGCCCCGCCGCCACUGCCGAUGUACCCGGCUGUUUACCCUUUGCCGAUGCCGUGGAUGCACCCGGCUUAUGCCAUGCGUGGAUCACAAGUGCCACUCGUGCCAAUACCCCGGUUGAAGCCCCAGCAGCCUGCGCUUGCUGCAGCAGAGCCACCGGCCAAGAAGGCUAGGAAGACCAAGAAGGUUGCAAGUGUUAGCCUAAUCGGGUUGCUAUGCGUGGUCAUGGUUUGUGGGUGUUUGAUUUCUGCACUAAAUCGGAUGGAUGGCGCAGUUGAUGCCAGAGAUGGCUCUGCAUUUGGUGCAUCACAUCAUGGGAGGGUGCUAGCUGUUGAGGGGCCUCGUGAUAGCGUCUCCGAUGGUAUUGAUUCAAAGCCACCACAGAAUGCAAGUGAGACACUUCCAGCGCUAUUGUAUCUACCGAGGAAUGGGAAGCAUGUCAAGAUUAAUGGGGAUCUUGUUAUUAAGUCCAUUGUUGCAAGUGAGAAAGCAUCUUCUUGGAUGUCUAGAUAUCAUGGGAAGAAUCCUGGAAGCCAAGGAAAGGAAGAGACUAGUUUGGCAAUUCCUGGCUAUGUGGCUCCGUUGGAUGCUGGAGAAGUUAUGGAAACAACUUCAGGAAUGAAAAACAAACUGAUGGCUUUGGCUCCUGGAGAUGGAAGCAUGUAUAGGGAGGAUGAUGGGUUGCUGCCACAGUGGUUUAGUGAACCAAUGUCUGGUCCUUUGCUGAGCUCUGGAAUGUGCACCGAAGUGUUCGAGUUUGAUGCAUCUCCAUCCUCUGCUCAUGCAAAUGGCAUUGUUCCCGUCUUCUCCAAUGCCAUGUCAAACUCAUCGCAAAAUUUAACGGAUAAUCUUCCUGCUGGUCAUCCUCAGAAGGUGAGGAACCGAAGGGUUUUAUACUCCGAGGCCAUUCCUCUUCAAGAUUCGACAUCCAACGACACCGAGCACCUCAAAACGCCACCGGAGAAUGAAAGCUAUGGUAGUAGGAAGCCAGUUUCAUCUGUGGUUGUCUCUGUCCUGGCUGAUCCAAGAGAGGCCGGCGACGGGGACGGUGAGGGGAGGAUCUCUUCGAAAUCGUUGUCCCGCAUCUUCGUUGUCGUUCUCAUAGAUAGUGUAAAGUAUGUUACUUACUCUUGUGUCCUGCCGUUCAAAAGCCAUAGCCCUCAUCUGUAAGUCUGGGUUUUGCCCCUGAUCAUGUAUUCAGGAUCUGUGGACUGACAUUAACUGGACAAUAAUUCUUGUAAGCAACAGAUGUACUGUUUUAUGAUGAUAGA
Phragmites australis (common reed) is the source of this 1969-nucleotide messenger RNA. Its product is annotated as bZIP transcription factor 60-like. The transcript is spliced from 2 exons. NCBI's taxonomy places the organism in Eukaryota, Viridiplantae, Streptophyta, Magnoliopsida, Poales, Poaceae. Bases 189 to 1868 code for a protein of 559 amino acids. Gene Ontology annotation, cellular component: endoplasmic reticulum membrane; nucleus. Gene Ontology annotation, molecular function: DNA-binding transcription factor activity. The record is from RefSeq and is a predicted model, not a curated record.